Molecule: messenger RNA, 1044 nt
Organism: Cydia amplana
Lineage: Eukaryota; Metazoa; Arthropoda; Insecta; Lepidoptera; Tortricidae
Product: zinc finger protein 287-like
Exons: 5
Coding region: 1-1044 (347 amino acids)
Source: RefSeq, a predicted model, not a curated record
AUGGAUGAAGUACCUGAGGCCAAGUCUAAGAUGGUCCAGGAAGACGCAAAGUUGAUGGCAGAUGAUGACUUUAUAUUAAUCAGUGAAGAGUCGUCAGUCGCGUCAGACACGGAGAUGGCGGGUGACGCGUUCAGCGACGAAGAUGUAGCAACGCUGGUAUUGGACAGCGCAGGUGAUGCAAAGGCGGGGCCGCGGCUGCCUGUGUCCGCCCGCGCCAGGCAGCAGCUCACGACAGCUCGCUCCGUGAGCCGCGGCCGCCGCCGCGACGACAACGCUCCAAACUCGAGAUCUCGACAUACUCCGCAGCACGAAAGCUCGACGCAUAUGAUUAACAACGCUGCACGUAUCGACUCGCCAUGUCAAACUUUUAACGAGGGUCAAACUUACCAAUGCGACAUUUGUAAAGAACAAUUUACAGACAAAAAUAAUUUGACGACGCAUAUUCUAAUUCAUACGGUUAAUUAUGGGGAGGGUCAUGUUAAUUGUGAUUUACAUAAUACAAUAAAUAAUAGUGGUAACGAUUUAACACGGACACAUCCAGAUGUGGAGAAAGAACUAAUUUCCAGCAAUGUAUAUAAAAAAGAGUUCAAGAAUUUAAAUGCACAUCUUCCCAAGAGGGAAAAGUCUUUUUCAUGCAACAUUUGUAAAAAAGAAUUCGACAAUUCGAAAUUAUUAAUGAAGCAUAAGAGAAAUCACAUUUGGGGGAAAGAAUUCAUCUGCGAUGUCUGUAAAAAGUCAUUCAGCAAUAAAAGUCCAUUAAUAACUCAUAUGCGUGUACACACUCGUGAGCAGCCGUAUGGCUGUAAAAUAUGUAAUAAAAAGUUUUCAAUAAUUUAUAACUUACAGCGCCAUUUAAAGCUGCACAUUGAUGUGACACAUCCCGAGGAAUAUCAAUCUGUAUUUGAUAAAUGGGAAAAAGAGUACACCUCUAAAAAUUCCGCUCCCGUCCGCCGCGUCGAGCGCACGCAUGCACUACGUGAGCUAUGUCCACGUACACGGAUAGUGAUCGGCUUCCUUUCGAAUAGUGCCCAAGCCACGUUGUAG